ACCAUCCUGGAAGUUACUGAUUUUCUGUAUUACAAUUUGCUCAACAUCACUGAGAAGAUGAAUCUGUCACUGAUGGACAUGGCUGUGAAGGCUGCGAACAAACUGACGAUCACAGGUAUUCUCACCCUUGACGCCAAGAGGUUCACCAUCAAUGUUGGCCACGGGGAGAGAAACAUUGCCCUGCAUUUCGAUGCCCGCUUCAACUACCAAGGGGACCGUCGCAUCAUCAUCUUAAACUACAAGCGCGAUGGCAACUUUUCCACCGAGAAGAGGAUCAAACAUUUCUUCUUUCAGCAGGGAAAGGAGUUCCAGAUAACAAUCACCUUCAACCAUGAUGAAUUUCAUGUUACGAUCCCUGAUGACUACCCGGUGCCAUUCCCCAAUAGUUUUGGUGAUGAUCAGUUCAAGUUCAUCCAAGUACUGGGGGAUAUAAGACUCAAGAGCUUCGACAUUGAAUAAGCAAGUCUACAGGCACUGGAUCUGCCCUGUCUGGCUGCUGAUUGGCUGUGAUCUGUGCCCUAUCCUCAAUGAAGCUUAACCAUGAUGCUUAUUGUUAACCCCACCAAUGCAGUAGUGACUAUACUUCGUGCUCCUUCUUGCUAUAUGCCUCUGUUUGCACAAACCUGUACAACUUCCCCAGCUGGUCUUCUGAAGAUAUUUUAAUGUGAAAAUAUUUUGACAUUUCAGAAGCUUCAAUAAAUCUCACUGCAUUUUG
Messenger RNA from Brienomyrus brachyistius, 715 nucleotides. RefSeq names its product beta-galactoside-binding lectin-like. The record is from RefSeq and is a predicted model, not a curated record. The transcript has 4 exons. Gene Ontology annotation, molecular function: carbohydrate binding; laminin binding. The coding region runs from base 58 to 459 and encodes 133 amino acids. NCBI's taxonomy places the organism in Eukaryota, Metazoa, Chordata, Actinopteri, Osteoglossiformes, Mormyridae.